Molecule: messenger RNA, 2904 nt
Organism: Corylus avellana
Lineage: Eukaryota; Viridiplantae; Streptophyta; Magnoliopsida; Fagales; Betulaceae
Source: RefSeq, a predicted model, not a curated record
AUGGCCGAAUUGGUUAUCUUCAACAUUGCUGGGAGUAUCGGUAAGAGUCUGGGCUUUCUUGCUCUCCAAGAGAUUGGACUUCUUUGGAGUUUCAAAGAUGAGCUUCGAAAGCUUGGGAACACAGUUUCCACCAUUCAAGCUGUGCUUUCUGAUGCCGAGGAGAAGCAGGCCCAGAACCGUGCGGUCAGAGAUUGGCUUGAAAAGCUGAAGGAUGCCAUGUAUGAAGCCGACGACUUGCUGGAUGAUUACUCCACCAAACUUCUACGAAGACAAGUGAUGACACAGGAUAAGAAGGCAAAACAGGUACGCAUCUUCUUUUCCAAAUCAAACCAACUUGGAUAUGGCCUUCAAAUGAGUCAUAGGAUUAAGGCAAUUAGGAAGAGACUGCAUGAAAUUGCGGCUGAUAGGUGGACAUUUGGCCUAGUUGAGCGUCCUAUAGCGACGCAGCCGCCUGAGCAUAGGAAAAGAGAAGACACGCACUCUUUUGUGCUUAAUGAAGAUGUCAUUGGAAGAAAUGAUGAAAAGAAGGAUGUUAAAGAGCUGUUACUGGAUUCCAACAUGGAAGAGAAUGUUUCCAUCAUUCCUAUAGUUGGGAUUGGUGGACUAGGCAAGACCACGCUUGCUAAAUAUGUGUUCAAUGAUGAGCACGUCCAAAGACAUUUUGAUCUAAAAGUGUGGGUGUGUGUCUCUGAUCCUUUUGACGUGAAAACUAUUGUUCAAAAGCUCAUAGAAUCAACAACUAAGAAGAUACCUGAAAGCUUUGAGAUGGAUGCAUUGCAAAGUGAGCUUCGAGUAAUAAUUGGUGGAAAGAGAUUUUUACUCAUUUUAGAUGAUGUUUGGAAUGAGAAUCGUGACAAAUGGUUGAACCUGAAAACACUGCUAGUGGGUGGCCUAAGGGGAAGCAAAGUGUUGAUUACUACACGUAGCAUGAAAGUUGCAAAAAUUACAGUAUUUCCAAAAGAUUAUGAAAUUCAAGUGCAAGAGUUGAUUAAGCUAUGGAUAAGUCAAGGCUUUGUUCAUUCUUCAGAUAGAAAUAGAUGUCUUGAAGAUGUGGGUCAUGAGUAUUUUAUGGAUUUGCUUUGGGGGUCAUUUUUCCAAGAACCACAUAGAAAUGCAUAUGGUGAUAUAAAAUCAUGCAAAAUGCAUGACCUUAUUCAUGAUUUUGCACAAUCUGUGGCAGAGAACGAGUGCAUAAUUUUAAAUCCAAAUGCAGAAGAAAUAGUUGAAAAAACUCGCUAUGUGGCAUUUGAUCGUGUAUAUUCAUUCAGUGAUAUUCAAGCUCCCUUGCUCAAGGCAAACAAAAUGAGAACGCUUCUUCUACAACUUCCAAUAGUGAAUAGAGAUUUUGAAGUACUUGCUGGGUGGAAUAAAUCAAUCAUUGAUACACUUGUUUCAAGUUUUAAAUGCUUGCGUGCCUUGAAUUUGAGUUGCUCAAAUAUUCAAGAAGUGCCAAAUUCCAUUGGCAAGUUAAAGCAUCUAAGAUUUCUUGAUCUUUCUUGGAAUGGAGGUAUCAAACUACUCCCCACUUCUAUAACCAAAUUGCAAAAUUUGCAAACACUAAAUCUUGAUUAUUGUAGUGGGCUUACAGAAUUGCCAGAAGAUAUGUCAAACUUGAUCAGCCUUAGGCAUCUUGAAAUUUAUGGGUGUAGCUUGUCUCAUAUGCCGCAUGGGCUGAAAAAGUUGACCGCUCUCCAGACAUUGUCGCACUACAUUUUAGGGAAGAAAGAAAGUCAUGUCUUCAAGCCAAAGGGUGGGCUAAGCGAAUUGUAUGGUUUAAAUGAAUUGAGAAGAAGCUUAUGUAUAAAGGGUUUAGAGCACUUGAGAUCUUAUCCAGUAGAGGCCAAGGCUACAAACUUGGAGAGGAAACGAUACCUUCAACAUUUGGGAUUACGGUGGGAUCCAGAAGCUGAUGAUGAUAUUGAUAAGGCAAUUGCAAAUGAUGAACAGCUGUUGCAAAACUUUCGGCCACACCUGAAUUUGAAAAGCAUAUUAAUAGAUGGGUACGCUGGUGUGGAGUUGUCUAGCUGGGUGUCUUCACUCUCGAAUUUGGUUUUUCUUAGCAUAUGGAGUUGUAGAUGGUGCCAGCAUAUCCCACCGUUAAACCAAUUCCCUUUUCUCAAGUAUCUUCAUCUUUCUAAAUUAAGUGCGUUGGAAUAUAUUGGCAAUGAUGAUAGUGAUGUGUCAUCUUCUUCACUUCAAAGUAUCCGUCUUCAAAAUUUGCCUAAGUUGAAGGGAUGGUGGAGGAUGAUAGAAACAGUAACAGCAGAGUAUGAGCCACAUCAUCAUUUUCCAUUAUUCCCAUCAUUUCCUUGCCUCACUUAUUUAAAUAUAAAAAACUGCUCUACGAUGUCUCUAAUACCAGUCAUAUCACCAUCCUCUUCCUCUCCAUUUUCUGAUUUUUCCAAUUUGAAGUCUCUUUUUCUUAAUGGAUUAGAGGAACUUGAAUAUCUUCCAGAAGAGUGGCUGCAAAACCUCACUUCACUUGAGACUGUUGAUUGGGGAGUGUGCAAUGAGGAUGAAGAGGGCAUACAAUGCUUUGGACCUACAAGACUUCGUCAUCUAUAUAUAAACAAUGUUGCAAACUUGGUGUCUCUCCCAAGGGAGCUUAGACAUGCUACCACUUUGCAAUGGCUUGACAUUGGGGACUGCCCUAUACUGAUGUCUUUACCAGAAUGGAUAGGUGACUUCACUUCGCUUCAGACGCUUCAGAUCCUCAAUUGUCCAAAUUUAAUAUCAAUGCCCGAAGGGAUGCUUCGCCUCACCUCUCUACGUUAUUUGACAAUUGUGAGAUGUCCUCACUUAGAGGAAAGAUGUCAAGAAGGAAUAGGUGAGGAUUGGCAAAAAAUCGCUCACAUCCCAAACUUUCCGAUUGAGCCGUUGUACUACAAAUGGGAAUCGGAUUAA